AUUUAACGUCACUUUAAAGUUAGAGCUAGUGGUUAACAUUUUAAUAAUAUAAAUAAUAAUCAAAUUUAUUUAAAUUUUUUAUUUAAUUAAUUUAAAUUUUAACAAUAGUAAUUUAAUUUUUUUAAAUUAUCACAAUGGCCACACAAAAAGAAUUGGAACAUUGUUACGACUUUGUUAUGAAACUAACGAUCGAGUCAGCGAAGAUAAUCAGAGAUACGACACAAGGUGGAAAAAAUAUCGAAACGAAAGCUGGUGACUGGGAUUUAGUUACUCAGUAUGAUAAAAAAAUUGAACAAAUUUUAAUUGAUGGACUUGCUAAAGAAUUUCCUACUCACAAAUUUAUAGGAGAAGAAACAGUUUCAAAAACCAACGUCCUUCCAAAAUUUACCGACGCGCCAACAUGGAUAAUUGACCCAAUUGACGGUACGACAAAUUUCGUUCACUCAUUUCCCCACUCGUGCAUAUCAAUAGCACUUGCAGUUAAUCGUGAGCUAGAAAUUGGUAUCGUUUACAACCCAGUUCUCGAGCAAUUGUUUACAGCGCGUCGAGGACGAGGCGCUUAUCUAAACGGGAAACCGAUCAAAACUUCUGACGUCAGUGAAUUGCGACAUUCUUUGGUCUGUCUUGAAGCGUCAUACGCAACCAUAGAAGAUACCAGGGACAUAAUCCUUGGAAGAUUAGAAGCAUUUGUAACAUUAGCGCAUGGGAUAAGAACACUUGGCUCAGCAGCUUUGACACUUUGUUAUGUCGCAAUGGGUGCCGCAGAUGUUUAUCAUACCGACAAUUUAUAUCCUUGGGACGUUGCUGCGGGUGUCUUAUUAAUUCGCGAAGCCGGCGGGCAUGUUGUCGAUACUUCCGGUGACGAUUUUGAUUUAAUGAAACCCAGAGUUCUGGCAAUGGGUAACAGGAAAAUGACACCCGAACUUGUGAAACUCAUUAAAUUAGCAGACAUCAAAACACACCGUAAACGCGGCAGUGAUAAGAAUAUUUUUAAUAACUACAACGGAAGCACGUAGAAAUAAUUACUUGGCAUAGUUGUGAUAUAUUUGUACGCAAAUUUAAAUAUAUCAGAUUUAUGCAUCGUAAUGAGUUAAACGUGCGGAUUUUUUUAGUUUCUUAGUUUGUUUUUAUAGAACUGUCAUAUCAAUAUUGUUUGCUAUCAAUUUUUUUUAAGUCUAAUUUGUUAUUUGGUGGGAUUUUGUACACAAAAAAAUUUUGUUUAAUUAUUAGUUAUUUUUGAAAUGAAAUAUUGUUACAGUGAUGUAAUUUUACAUAUCAAAGUGAUGUGCAGUUUGUUAAUUGCAUGUUACAUAACUAUAUAUACGAAAUUAUUUUCUAAGAUAUUUUUAAUGUUAUAAAACAAUGUUGUAUAAAUUAUAAUAAACUGUUGAUUUAUUUUUAAA
Molecule: messenger RNA, 1403 nt
Organism: Microplitis mediator
Lineage: Eukaryota; Metazoa; Arthropoda; Insecta; Hymenoptera; Braconidae
Product: inositol monophosphatase 1-like
Exons: 4
Coding region: 135-1016 (293 amino acids)
Biological process (GO): inositol metabolic process; phosphatidylinositol phosphate biosynthetic process; signal transduction
Molecular function (GO): inositol monophosphate 1-phosphatase activity
Source: RefSeq, a predicted model, not a curated record